GUCAUCGUUCUUAAAUGAACGGGAAGUGGGUCCGUUUUUCAGUUCAUUAGUCUCUGAAUUUUGGCCGAAAACAAGUGUUCUCUCUCUCUCGUUUUUUUCCAACCAUUCAAACUAACUUCCAAAGUUUUUUAGAUCAAUCUCAUGGAGGAUCGCAAGGAGAAAGUGGCUCCAUGGAUGAGUGUUCCACAAUUUGGGGAUUGGGAGCAGAAGGGAGAAGUGCCUGAUUAUUCAGUUGAUUUCUCAAAAAUAAGGGAAAAUAGGAAACAACACAAAAGGGAUUUAUCAAGGGCAAGCAUAGGGAAUGAAGAGGAGCUAAUGGUUUCAUCAGCAACUCCCACCACAAACACACCUCAUUCUCAUGCUGAUGAAAAUCAUCAACUCAAUCCCACCAACAGCAACUCCCCAACGACAAGGAAGAGCAUAUUGAGCUACUUCAAUUGUUGUGUGAAAGCAUGAUUACAAACUCAAAUUCACCAAUCUUGAUUAAUGAAGUGAUGGUUUCUCUCAAGGUUUUUCUCACAUUUGGUUUGUAAGUUGUUAUAAGAACAUAAGAAACUCCUUUAAUUGAAGUUAGAUAAAUAUGUAUUCUUCUUUAUAUCUUUCUCCUAA
Molecule: messenger RNA, 609 nt
Organism: Benincasa hispida (wax gourd)
Lineage: Eukaryota; Viridiplantae; Streptophyta; Magnoliopsida; Cucurbitales; Cucurbitaceae
Source: RefSeq, a predicted model, not a curated record